UCAACCUAUACGUAACACGUGACCGUUAAGGAGGGGGGAGAUGGGCCAAACACACUGAGACUGGAAAGUAAAGCCGGUGGCAGACCAGCAAAGGAGCGAGGUUGUGGAAGAUGGCAGUAAACGUUCGCUUGACCUCGGACUCUGCCGAUAAAUACAACCGUUAUGAGUUACUGGCAUGGGUGAACGAAUCUCUACAAACAGAGUUUUCAAAGGUUGAGCAGCUUUGUUCAGGUGCAGCGUUCUGCCAGUUGAUGGACUUGCUUUUCCCUGGUUCUGUGUGUUUGAAGAAGGUGAAGUUUCAGGCCCAAGAAGAUAUUGAGUUCUUCCAUAAUUACAAACUGUUAAACGCAAGCUUUCUGAAAUUGGGUGUAACCAUGACUGUCCCCGUGGACGAAUUGGUGAAAGGAACAUUUCAGGAGAACUUCAGUUUUACGAAGUGGUUCAAGAAAUUCUUUGAUGCCAACUACGAGGGUCAUGCUUACGACGCUUUGGCGGCUCGCGAAGGGCAAGAGAUUCUCCCUGUGCAAAUGAACGCCUCAUCGCUUAGAGAUAGACAGUUGAAGAACAAAGCAUACGCACAGGUAAAAGUGAAACGUGAAGACUCAGAUCCUGAAGAUGAAUCGUUUAACAAGAAAAUGAAACCUCAAAAUUCGUACGACCACUUCUGGCAAGAGUACUUUGACUGGGUUAGCCCUGGUAAUCUAGGAGAAAUGUAUGCUUAUUGUAACAUCUGUGAAAUCAAUUUAACUAUAAACCAUGGUGGCAAGAAUGAUUUAAAGCGACACGGUGAAUCAAAGAAGCAUCGGAAAAAUGCCCAGAAAAAAAGAAGAACAUGCGAAGUUAAAAAGACUAACAGCAACUUGGAGCGAAGUUUGCUUGACUCCUUUCCCUGUGGGUAUGCCACUUUGAAAUUCAUUGAGAAAUACUGCGGGGAUCUGGAAGUUAUUCAGAACAUGUGCAACGGUGGAAAGGUUACGCGCAUCAUGGCGCGCUAUGUGAUGGGACUAAAAUAUCCAAAGGAUAUAACUGACAUUUGUUGUCAAACUCCAUAUUGUAUUUAUUUGUACCAGAAUAUAGAUUUGGGAGAUGCAGAGAGAGCUAAUGUCAUAUUGGUGGGUUUUUUCAAUGAAACAGUUGGGAAAAGCGUGAUUCGAUUUUUUGACAUUACGCAAUGCACAGCAGAGUGUGUACAGACGGCCUUUGACUGCUUUGUAGAGACAUUUAAGAAAUUUGAUAUCCCAAUUCACAAUCUUGCUGCUUUCUAUUCUGAGGGUGGAGCUUCUGCUGAUGAUGAUAACUUUUUUUCCAGGCUAAAAGAAAUGAGCCCUAAUGUUGUUAAUAUGGGAACCCUUUCCUAUAUGGUAGACUGUGCCAGCAAUUCUGGAGUUAGAGCAAUGUCCACUCUUGUGGAUGAACUUGUUUUGGAUAUUCGUAAUCAUUUCUUAUCCUCUUCCAAAACCAACCAGAAAUUGAAGGACCUUUUUGUGAAUGUGGAACCUUUCGAUUCAGCCAGACCUGCAUCAGCACAGUGCCUUGUGCUGAGCGAAAUAAUCAAGAACAUGCUGGAGGCAUGGCCUGAUCUCAUUAAGUACUUUCAGUCUCGCACCCUCAAGGGUGACAAAAUCUGGUUAAUCUGCGAAAGGCUGGAAAGCCUCAAGGUCAGGAUGACGUUCUUGUUUUUGAAACAUGCACUGGAACCUCUGUGUACCUUCAGCCUCAAGCUGCAGAACCAGGAAAGCCUUCUCCCGCUACUGCUGAAGGACCUGAGCGGAAUGCUGCGGGUGUAUGCUGGCAGACUGCUGCUCCCCGAGGCUACGGUUAAACUACUCAAGAGUCAGGAUUUCAAACUCCUGGACAAGGCAGAGAAUGUACUGCCGCACAAUGAGCUGUGCAUCGGACCAGAAGCUGAGAAGUACCUGUCGGAACACGAAGAUGACCUUGGAGCUGCCGACAAAGGCGCGUUCUUUAAAGACGCUGCAUUGUUCUAUUCUGCUGUGAUAAUGCAGAUGCUUCAGAGACUCCCACUGAACGAUAGCGCCAUGAGAAAUAUCUCCACUCUGUUGAAUCCCGCCUGCAAAUUGAAAAUCACUGGGAAAAUGGUUUUAGACCUCGCUUCCCAACUUGGAGUUUGCAGCAACUCAGAAGAAACUAACCAGCUCAAUGAUGAGUUUCUAGAAUAUCAGCUGUCAGACAGUGAUACAGGGGCCAGUCCGUCCGGUUUGUCUACGCAACAGUACUGGAGUAAUGUUUUAAAAUUGUCUGGCUCAAGAGGGCAGCUGUCAGUUUUCCAAAGACUAAUGCUGACUUUGUUAUGCCUACCGCACCCCGCUUUAAAAGCAGAGCUAGCCUUCAGUAAGGCAGUUGAGAAUGGAGAUGCGUCGCUCAUUGAUGACAGCUUCUCUCACAGUGAGUGGGAAGACAUCACAGACCUGGACCUCACUAACGGGACUGAAGACAGCUUCCAUUCCGCUGAAGAGCCUUCCUCGCCACCGCACCCCAAACAGAACGGGGAGACCAGCUCCACAGGCAAGGCAAAAGGAGCAAUCUGCUAUUCAGGCUUAGGGAGGCUCUUGAUGAAAAACGGGGGUAGAGAUGUGGUUGAACUUUCCCGGAUGAAGUCCUGUGUUGUGCUGAUGGAAAAGAGGAUAAACUAUACUGAAAAUUUCAUUAUCCAGUCUAACCAAAAAACAGCAAAAAGCAACUCUGAUGUGGGAGAUGAGAGUUUUUGGGAUAACUCUUUUAAAGAGGGGGUGCCCAGGGGAAUAUAUGGGUGGGAUUCAAGUCUCCGACAGAAACCCCCUGCUCGCAAAAUAUAUCAGGCAGGUGCGAAUUCCUGGGAAAAACCAAAGACUGACAACUGCAGUCCAAGCACAAAAAAGAAUUUAUGCACAUCUCUGGAGAAAAAGAGUAAGACGGCUAUCUGCACCUCUACGCCAAGAAAGGCAGCCAAGAAGUCAUUUCCAUACACGGAUGGGAAAGGGUUCAGAGUUGGCGAGCUCGUCUGGGGGAAGGUGAAGGGCUUCUCCUGGUGGCCAGGCCUUGUGGCUGGCUGGCCGUACAAGCAGGCUCGUCCCUCCAUGAGGAGGGUUGAGUGGUUCGGAGAUGGCAUGUAUUCAGAGAUCUACACAGAGAUGUUGCUCCCCUUUGCAGCUUUCUCAGAGUGUUUUUCUAACACUUCCUACGCCAAUCUGCCCGCUUAUAAGGAUGCGAUCUUCCAGUCGCUUGAGAAAGCCGGUGAGAGAUCUGGGAAGACAUUUCCUCCCUGUAAGAAGGACGAGCAGCACAAAAUAAUGCUGGAGUGGGCAUUCAAAGGGUUUCAACCAGCAGGAGCAGAGGGCCUGAAACCACCUGAAAUUACAGAACCAGCAGUAGUCAUAAAAGAAACCCCUAUGGGGAUCCCUAUUGAAGAUUAUCAGCCCCCAGUGAAGAAGCAUAAAUACUACAGUAAAAGCAAAGGCUCAGCUGAGCAGGACUACACCAGAGAACAAAUGGUCCAAGAAGUUUUGCAAAAAGGAAAAAAAUUAGAAGAUUUCUGUCUGUCUUGUGGGACCGUGAGAAUCGAGAUAUUUCAUCCCCUGUUUGAAGGAAGUCUGUGCCUGAAGUGCAAGGAUAACUUCUGUGAAACAUUAUACCGUUACGAUGAGGAUGGGUACCAGUCAUACUGUACAGUGUGUUGUGCUGGCCAAGAAGUCAUUCUUUGUGGAAAUUCCAGUUGCUGUCGGUGCUACUGUAUUGAUUGCCUGGAUUUCCUGGUGGGUCCAGGGACGUUUGAGAAAGUGAAGGAGGUAGAGCCCUGGCAUUGCUACAUGUGUCUGCCUUCCAAGCGCUACGGACUCCUGAAGCAAAGGCCAAACUGGAGCGUUAAAGUUCAGGAGUUCUUUGUGAAUACCAGUGCCAUGGAAUUUGAACCCCACAGAGUGUACCCAUCUAUCCCCGCAGAUCAGCGGCGACCUAUUAAAGUCUUGUCUCUCUUUGAUGGCAUUGCCACUGGAUAUUUAGUCUUAAAGGAUCUGGGCUUCAAGGUAGACCGGUACAUUGCAUCUGAAAUCUGUGAAGACUCUAUCACUGUUGGCCUUGUCAAACAUGAAGGAAAAAUUGAACAUGUGGAUGAUGUCCGAACCAUUACAAAGAAACAUAUAGAGGAGUGGGGUCCCUUUGACCUGCUGAUUGGGGGAAGCCCCUGUAAUGACCUCUCAAUUGUCAAUCCAGCAAGGAAAGGUCUGUUUGAGGGCACAGGAAGACUGUUCUUCGAAUAUUAUCGUUUGCUGAACAUGCUUAAACCGAAGGAAGGAGACUCCCGACCUUUCUUCUGGCUGUUUGAGAACGUGGUGGCCAUGGGUGUCCGGGACAAACAGGAUAUUUGUCGCUUCCUGGAGUGUAACCCCGUGUUGAUCGAUGCAGUCAAAGUGAGUCCAGCACAUAGAGCAAGAAACUUCUGGGGUAACAUACCUGGAAUGAACAGGCCACUUGCUACUUCUUUGAAUGAUAAAGUUGAACUACAAGCCUGCCUAGAACAUGGCAGAAUAGCAAAGUUUAAAAAAGUCCGUACUAUCACAACACGUCCAAACUCCAUUAAACAGGGCAAACAAGAGCUGCUUCCUGUUGUCAUGAAUGGAAAAGAGGAUAACCUGUGGUGUACAGAGCUGGAAAGGAUCUUUGGCUUUCCCAAGCACUACACAGAUGUGUACAACAUGGGACGCGGGGCUCGUCAGAAGGUCCUUGGAAGGUCAUGGAGUGUCCCUGUGAUCCGCCACUUGUUCGCACCCCUCAAAGACUACUUUGCCUGUGAAUAGCAAGAAUAAUGCAAAUAACAAGACCUCACACUUCAAGACAACACUUUUAGGUUCCAGCAAGAAGAAACCAACCACAAGGCAGGCACAAAGACUACGGUGCUAACAUUACAGGAGGCCAUUCUUUUAUGAUACCAUCAGCUACUACCAGUUACAUGUAACUUUUUAAAAUAUACAUUGUUUGCUCAGGAUUUUUUUAAAGAUAAUUAAGGUUGUCAGACUUAGUAGUCCUGUUUUUAAACAGUUUUACAAGUAGUAAUUUUACUUUUGUUUUUUAUUUACAUCUGGGGUUUAAUGCACCACUUGCAGCAUAAUGUUGCUGUUACGAAACUGAUUCUGUUUUAAUUGGAAGGCUUGGUAUUUUUACCGCUUCACAAUUGUAGACAUCCUGAACGAGCAUGGUCAUUUACAGCCUACCUCAAAGCUUUCCUGUGAAACGCUCUGUGCCUAUCUUUUUAUAUUGGAAUUGUAUUCAGUGGCAGGAAAUGUUGGUUAAAAUUGGCUGGGAUCUGCAUUAUCCCAAUUGGGUAUCAUCACAACUUGCAUUUACCUGUUCACUUUGGAGCAUAAGGGUUUUCUUUUUUUUUUUUUUUUUUUAAUUUAAAUGGUUAUGUUUUUUAUUGUAUAAACAUGGGAAUGCCUUUUUCAGGCACAGGAGGUCAAACAGUUUUUAGCAAGGCUUCUAGAAAACGGAAGCCUUCUGUACUUCAUAAUGAAUGUGUUAUGUGCCUACCCCAAGAUGGGCUGUUACAUAUCUGUCAUUACUCUGACUGGGUUUAAAGGGCUGUUGUCUUGGGUGAUGAUCACAUAAUAAUCAAUAAUGCCUCUAUAUCAGUUGCGUGAAAUAACAUGUUUUUUUUUAGCAAAAUAAUUGAUAUAAUGAUGACGUCAAAAUUGUGCGAUUUGAGUUGAAAGGAUACUUUUUAUAUCUGAUUCAUUAAGUUUAAUUUCUUCCUAUUUUAAUAUCCCGUUAUUUUCUGUUCCUUGACGUACUCAAUAUAGUGUUUUGUGCUUAGAUUUAACCACUUCUAAAAGCUGAAUUUCUUAAGCAAGGUGGUUUUAGACAUGUCCACUAGCAGAUGUGCAACUGUCAUUUCUGCCCCCCCCCCCCCCCCCCCCCACCCCUAUUGGUUAUUUAAAAAAAAAAAAAAAAAAAAACACUGCAUCUCAGAAAUUCACCUUGUUAGAAGUGCUGUAAGUUUUUGUCUGUGAUCAAGCCCAUUAUCCGAAACAGUAUUUCAUUUUAAUGUCAGUAUUACAUGAGGAUUUAAUCUCCACGGAGGAUUUUACUUUUUGUCUAGAAGUGAAAAAACAUUCAUUUUAAGCUAUUAAAAAAAAAAAAAAAAAAAAAAAAAAAAAACUGUUUUGAGAGUUGAUCUCUUAUGUGAGAAAGUUCUGAGUUUGAUUUCUCCCAAACACGGCCGUUCCGGCGUUGAUCGUGUUCGAGUUGCUAAACGGAAAUUGAAAAGCUAAUGGAAAUGAUGGUGUGUAUUCCUGAAGGAAACCUAUUUUAAAGUAAUUUUUUACUCCAAAUGGGAGUAGAUGGUGUAAACAGAAUCAGGUAGGGAACAGAAUCAACAGUAGAAUUAAACAUCUCUCAAAAGUGCCUAUUACACUCAAGCAAAAACAAGAAGUGAGGAAGAACUUUAACAUCGGUUUGUCCUGUGAAAAGAGAUGUGUCAGGUUUAAUAUAUUCAGGAGCAAGGUGGCAAUGUUAACUAAGCUAGGCCUUCAGCUACAGCAAAGCAAUCUGCAGCAGCAUGUAAGAUGCCUUUAAAAUGCCUGCCUAAACCAGAGUACAGGCACACAAUGAACUGCAAACCUAAUGCUCUAGAAUUGCAUUGUCAAGAAGCAACCGCAGGGUCCUGUUCUGUGUAUUUCAUGUUUUAACUAGUUUUCACAAUUCUGAAAACUGACCAAUAGUACUUAAUAUGAUUAAUCAUGGGAGUAGCUUUCUACACUUGUGGUUCAAGGUGUGUUUGUUUAAAACAAAAAAAAACAAAAAAGUCAUUAAAAUUUCUAGCUGUUAUAAAAAAAUAAAAACACCACAAGUCAGUGAUUACCCAUGCAUUCAAACCACACAGAAAUAAGUCUCAGGUGAAAUCUCACUUCAAUCUCAUAUAUAAGGAUGUAUAACUUUAUUGUAAAGCAUAAUGACAACCCAAAGGAGUCUGAUAAAUUGCAGGAUAAAUAGUAAAUACCCAUUCAGCAGUACCAAUCAACACGAUAUUACCAGGUCUGCCUUCUUUUUUAAAAAAAUGUAAUUUGUUUUUAAUUUAUAAAACAGAAAUUGGUUACAUAGCCCAUUUUUUUAAAGUCUGCUUUUAAUUUCACCCAUCAAAAGGAACUGCUAAGUACUAGUCUGUUCUCGUGCUUAAUAAAAAUGUAUCAGACUUUGUUUGUUUGCUAAUUAUUUGCAAAUAGCUACAAAAUUAGAUAACAUACAAAUUGAGUUUUAUAGUACAGGAGCAAUAUGCAAUACUGAUGUCCCUUAAAACCAGGUGAAUUAAUCCUACCAAAUGCCUAUAUCUGAAGUACUGUAUUUAUUUUGUACUGUAUAAGCAUUUCUAAACAAUGUGUUGAUCUGGAUUUUGUGUGUGUGUAAUUUAUCACUGAAGAUUUUCAAUGCAUUUGCUUCUUCGAUGAACAACCGCAUUGAUGAUGUUGACUGGACCCUUCUUUUUGGUGAACAAUCACUGACUUUUUAAAAAUGUUUGUAAAUCAUGUGAACUUAACUGGUGCUUUCAUUGUUUUAAACCAAGUAAAAAAAAUAAAAUAAAAAAAUCCAGCAAAUAUUAUGCCAACAUGUGCCCUAGACUAGAGGUGUUUGUAGGCCUUGUGAAGAGUGAUGUCUUUGUACUGUUAAGAUUUCACAGUAAUACCUCGACUGAUUUUUAAAAGGGGUUUUAGGGUAUUUUGUACUUUUAUCGGUGCUACUUUUGUAAUUCUAGUUUUAGAUUUAUUUUAUUUUUUUUUUUUUUUUACUUAUACGUGUACUGUGUUUGGUAAAGGUUUGCCUACGAUAUUGAAUUAAUAACAGUUAUGAUUCAGUAGCUCAAGUUUACAACUUUUUGUUAGAAACUUAUCAUUUCUGUUACCUGUUGUUCUAUGUAUUGUAUGUGUAACUAUAGAAAAUAAAGUGAAUACGGUUCA
Messenger RNA from Polyodon spathula (Mississippi paddlefish), 7943 nucleotides. Its product is annotated as DNA (cytosine-5)-methyltransferase 3B-like. Gene Ontology annotation, biological process: negative regulation of transcription by RNA polymerase II. Gene Ontology annotation, cellular component: nucleus. Gene Ontology annotation, molecular function: DNA binding; DNA (cytosine-5-)-methyltransferase activity, acting on CpG substrates; protein binding. The coding region runs from base 111 to 4793 and encodes 1560 amino acids. The transcript is spliced from 27 exons. Lineage: Eukaryota; Metazoa; Chordata; Actinopteri; Acipenseriformes; Polyodontidae. The record is from RefSeq and is a predicted model, not a curated record.